GUGAACGACGACACCUCUCAUCCCAUCUCAUACAACUCGGCAUUCAUCUCAUCUCAUCCGCACAGACACGACAUUGCAAGGAGAGCAUAAGCCACAAUGAUUCUCUUGGAGUCCCACAACGUCAUCAUCCACGAUGUCCUCACCGACCGGUUCGAGAAGGAGUCCCGCGCCGACAUCCAGUUUGUCGACUUUGACAGCGUCCGCUUCCACCUCUCCACGCCCGACUCGAAGACGGUCAUCCUCCUCUCCAUGGGCAUCCUCUGCUGGCCCGACCUCGUCAAGUACGGCGCCCGCCAGUAUCUCGAGCAGGCUUACGCCGGCUACAUCCUCCCCGAGAACCAGACCGAGCCCGAGUACAACGUGUCGCUGGCGAUUGACCUCGAGAAGCUGCCCGCGUCGCCUGAGGAGAGGCAAGAGCUGGUCCAGCACCUGUCGCUGCUGAAGCGCAAUGCCCUCGCUGCGCCCUUCCAGGCCGCGUUUGAGGAGCAGAAGACACUGCAGGCCAACUACAAGGAGCCUGCUGGUGCGCAGCAGGUCAACCUUGCGCCGGCCGAGAGCAAGGGAGAACUGAAGAUUAUCAACUACCGCGAGUCGGAGGCCAUGUUUAUCCAGGCCAACCACGACCGUGUGACGGUCAUCUUCUCGACCCUGUUUGCCGACGAGACGGACCGCGUCUACGGCCGUACCUUCCUCCAGGAAUUUGUCGACGCACGUAAGCAGCAGUCGCUGCAGAGCGCGCCCCAGGUUACAUACUCGAACCGCGAGCCGCCCCUUGAGAUUCGUCAUAUCCCCGGCCUCAAGCGGAGCGAGGACGUCGGCUAUGUUACAUUUAUUCUCAACCCUCGUCACUACGCCAACCCGACGCAGGCGCUGUCGACCAUCUCGCGCAUUCAGCUGUUCCGCGACUACCUCCACUACCACAUCAAGUGCUCCAAGGCGUACAUGCACUCGCGCAUGCGCUACCGUGUCGCCGAGUUCCUGAAGGUGCUCAACCGCGCCAAGCCCGAGGUCGCCAACGCGGAGAGGCGAACCGUCUCGGGCCGUACCUUCCGGUCGCGUUAGGGCGGGGGGGGGGCCAAGCACACGACUACUAGAUGGAGGAGACGAGAGGGGUGCCACCAUGUGAUACGACCGCUGCACGCGCAGUCGUAUCCAAGACGGUGGUUUCAUAUUCAGACAUGUGCGACGGUGGCCGUACGUACAUGGUUGCAGUUGUAGACAACGACGACGGGCAACGGUCGUACAGGUGGAAUGUAUACAGAUCAUCCUACGUG
Molecule: messenger RNA, 1274 nt
Organism: Vanrija pseudolonga
Lineage: Eukaryota; Fungi; Basidiomycota; Tremellomycetes; Trichosporonales; Trichosporonaceae
Gene: arc2
Product: Actin-related protein 2/3 complex subunit 2
Exons: 6
Coding region: 97-1062 (321 amino acids)
Biological process (GO): Arp2/3 complex-mediated actin nucleation; actin filament polymerization
Cellular component (GO): actin cytoskeleton; Arp2/3 protein complex
Molecular function (GO): structural constituent of cytoskeleton; actin filament binding
Source: RefSeq, a predicted model, not a curated record